Molecule: messenger RNA, 1897 nt
Organism: Williopsis jadinii
Lineage: Eukaryota; Fungi; Ascomycota; Saccharomycetes; Phaffomycetales; Wickerhamomycetaceae
Product: Zn(II)2Cys6 transcription factor
Exons: 1
Coding region: 43-1869 (608 amino acids)
Biological process (GO): regulation of DNA-templated transcription
Molecular function (GO): zinc ion binding; DNA-binding transcription factor activity, RNA polymerase II-specific
Source: RefSeq, a predicted model, not a curated record
GUUCUCUCAGUUUGUUGACUGUCACUUCAGCGAGAAUCCCCAAUGGGAAGGAAGAAGCCCUUACGCUAUAAGAGAAAGCCAACUGGCUACUCCAGAAUAGGAUGUGUUCAAUGUAAGAAGGCCCAUGUCAAAUGUGACGAGCAAUCACCAGUGUGUAAAAGGUGCACUCGACUGGAUCUCCCGUGUACGUACAAGGUGCCGUUUAUUGUUGAGAAUAGCUCUCAGCAGAACACGGCUGGAAGGCCCCUUGAUACGGCAGCGGUGGGAGCUGCUGUGGUCCAGCCAAUGGUUACAGAGACUGAUAUGGGUUGCAACAAUGGUAACGAUUGCUCAAUGAUUGAAGAGUCACAGCGGAGCACAGGACAAGAUCUCACCACACAGAACAUUAGCAAUGAGUUUGGAACACCGUUAAACCUAACGGUGGACGAUUUGGUGCUUGUUCUUCCAGGUGAUCUUGACUUCAUGAGCUCAUUGGACCAUACCUUUGACGAUUUCAUAUUCGAGCAGGAGACCUUUGUGCCCAAUUAUGAUCUUUUUGACUUACAAUGGAAGAGCCAUAUCGUUGUGGACUAUCUCGGCUCAUUCAACAAGUUUGAGCCAGAGGUUUAUCCCUCAAUCCAUCUCAAUGAUAAGUCCCUGCUGGAUUUUGCAUGGACGCUGGUAAAAUCAACCCAUUUCUUCUUCAACUUCUCGAUGUACCCAGAUGAGACAUUCAUGGAGGUUAUUGAUGUCCUCCUAACCCUUGGAAGAAUAUUCCCGAUAAUACAUAGCAUUGUGCUCUACGACUGUUCAAUGUUGAUGAAGGAAGUCUACGCAAAGGAGAACAUGAACGAAAAGAUAGAGCUUUGGGAUAAAAAUGUCAGAAUACCAGUCUUCAAGAUCUGCUUAGAUGUAUUGAGUGACAGAAUAGAUAACUCAACAAGCUUCGCAGAGUACGUGAGUCUCACAUUUGCUGUUGUCAUCAUCUUUGCAGCCAACGUAUCAGAUAGCAGCUGGAGAACUCACUUUCAUGGUUGUCAACAGUUACUGCAUAAAUCUUCCAACUUGAAACAUACAGCAAGGUCCUACAACCAUGCUGAUCGUGCUGCGUUGCAGCUGCUGGAUAUUCUUGUCGAAUGGUUCCAGUUCUCUCAGUUCGUGGCACAAAUCAGCUCUAAUCAUGGUUGGGAUAACCUCGCCUGGCUGGAGUCUCCUGACGAGCAGGAAGUCGAGCAGCACAUGACAUCAGUAUUAGACAACGGAAUAGUUCUAAUAUGUGGUUAUUCCAAGGGGAUGAAGCCAAUAAUCCAUAAGCUACAGCUGUUCUUGAAAAACUGGAAGGACAAGGGUGUUAACCUCUGCGGAACCAACUUGGUCAAGUAUGCUCUCCAAGAUAAGAAUCCAGGAGUUGAAGGCCAGAUCAAAUCAUUUGGAUAUGAGUUAAGAGCAGAACUACAGCUGCUGAAAAGACAGAAUUACAAAAGAUCAACACUCAAAGACUUCAUGUGGGAUUGCACAUUGAAACACUCCAAUACUAUCCACUGUUUGGGUCUUGACCUGUAUCUCACAGUGUUCUUUAUUGGGAUAAAAGAUCAUGAAGUUUUAACACGGAUGGUGGAAGAGCUUCUUGAAUCUGUCCUCUGUAUGCCCUACCACUCAACAGCAGGCGUGUAUUGCCAUUGGGAAAUAUACAUUGGUGGUCUGGUAUCGUUGAUACUGGAGGACCAGAGACUCUAUAGCUGCUUUGUUGAAUUGCUACACCAGCUCCUAGGGAAUGGGAUGUAUGUUGUUGAGAAGUCCCUUGACGGGCUAGAAAACAUUGGUCAAGCACUGGACAAUGGUAAUCUGGAUAACCUCGUAGAUCCAAACCAGGACUUUGCUCUGAUUUGAUAUGUAUCACACGUACUGGAAAAGGUCA